GUCUGAAAAAUUCAAGAUGUCUGAAGCAGCGUUGUAUAUAUUUGGCCUGAUCGAUGGAGCUGCGUUACUAUUUUUAACCGUUUAUUUUAUCAUUAACUUAUCGGAUCUGGAAUGCGACUACAUCAAUGCCACUACAUGUUGCAGGAGACUUAACAUGUGGAUUCUUCCAGAAAUAGUUGCACAUGGAGUCAUAACAGUAUUGUUACUUGUACAUUUUCAGUGGAUAUUUUUCUUGUUCAAUGCUCCUCUAUUAGGUUGGCUUGUGUACAGAUUUGUUAACAAGCCAACUGGUAAUGUUGGUGUAUAUGACCCAGCAGAGAUCCACAACAGGCAUGAACUUAAAGGAUUUAUUAAAGAAGCUAUGAUCAAACUUGGAUUUCAUCUCUUAUUCUUUUUUUUAUAUCUUUAUAGCAUGAUAUCUGCUCUGUUGAAUGAAGAUACGAAAAAGGAGACAAGUUGAAUUAUGGUAGUUAUUUUUGGUACUUACCAUCCAAAAUUUUUGCAAGUUUCAGCCUCCAGAUAAAAUGAACUUGGUGAAUUUGUAAAAACAAAGUUUAGCAAAAGUAGUGGUUUGCUUUAUUUUUUUAAAAUUAAAUAUUAAUUUGUAGUGUUGUAACUGUUAAACUGCUGUUGCAACUGCUAACUUCUAUUCUAUAUCUUGACAUUUUGUGGUGUUUAAUUUUCAACAUUGUGGUUAACAAAAUGAUUUUUUCUGAAGUCCCAAGGUACAAAAUUUACGUUUUCCAUUUUGAUACCAAAUAAUUUCUAAAGAAUUACCUCUGUUGCCAAAUGUUAAGUAUUGUUUGAAAAGAGGAAAUGGCUCAGGAGGGUGUA
This is a messenger RNA of Pocillopora damicornis (cauliflower coral), 834 nucleotides long. RefSeq names its product protein cornichon homolog 4. Lineage: Eukaryota; Metazoa; Cnidaria; Anthozoa; Scleractinia; Pocilloporidae. Gene Ontology annotation, biological process: vesicle-mediated transport. The record is from RefSeq and is a predicted model, not a curated record.